UCCACCACAUCCAAAUCAAAUACUCCUACUCAAUUAAGCCAUGGCCAAGCUUCUCCACACCCUAAUCUCCAUCGCCCUCCUCCUCGCCGCCGCCGCCAACACGGCGCGGUCCCAAACAACGUUCUUCAGCUACGACUUCUGGGGCCAGCAGCAGCCGAACCCGCUCCUCUACCAAGGCGACGCCUAUUUCCCACCGCAACACACCUUCCUCCGCAUGACCAAGACCACCGCCUCCGGCGCCUUGGCGACGUACAGCCUCGGCCGUAUCGUGUACCCGAACAAGAUCACGUUCUGGGAGGCCGGGGCUCAGGUCGACUUCGAGACCACCUUGAACUUCAUCAUAACCCCCAAGCCCGGCGACACGCACCCGGCCGACGGCUUCACCUUCUUCAUCGCCCCCUUCGGCUUACCCCUCGGCUUCGCCGGCGGCAGCUUUGGAAUCUUCAACUCCGCCGGCACCGCCUCUUCCGUCUUCGCCGUGGAAUUCGACAUCUACUCCAACGCUGGAGUGGAUCCCAGCUAUCGUCAUGUUGGGAUCGACAUCGAAUCAAAUGUUUCCAAAAAUGUGACCAACGUCGGCAACGCGUUGCUCGGGCAGCAGGUAACUGCCCGCAUCAACUACCAGGGAGCCACUAAGCGGAUCAGCGUGAAUGUCGUCGCCGGCUCACAAACAUACGAGGUGAGCUAUGUGUACGACCUCAGCACCAUUCUUCCUCAGCAGGUUCAGGUCGGGAUCUCGGCCUCCACCGGAGUCUAUGUCGCCGUGCACGACCUCAUCUCGUGGUAUUUCACUUCCACGCUCGUGCGUACUUGCGCCGCCGCGGGCCACGAGGAGGAAGGGUACAUCCAGAAAUAUGCGUGAUAUUAAAUUAAUUAUGACGUGUGCAAUCAAGUUUGGGUUGUAAAUUAGUUUAAGUCUAGAAAUAAGACAGUCGACUAUCUCUAUGUGUGAUUUCACGGCAACCAUGCUGAAGGUAAAAUCCGGCGCGAGGAGCAGGAAGGUGUUGACCGGCAACAUUAUUCGUCAGUAUAAUGUGUUAUUUUGUGAUGCGUGUGAGUGUGUCGUAAAUCAAUAAGGAUUGGGAAAUAAGAUAAUCAUCCAUCUCUAUGUAUAGACUAUGCAAGAAUGCUUUUGGGUGUCGUUCUAGUUCUAUGAACUUUGCAAGGUAAUCUAUAUAUGGAAGAUUUCUCUAAGGACUUUUAUCGAACAGUUGAAAUACUGUAUAA
Messenger RNA from Salvia miltiorrhiza (redroot sage), 1227 nucleotides. RefSeq names its product mannose-specific lectin alpha chain-like. The record is from RefSeq and is a predicted model, not a curated record. The transcript has a single exon. Gene Ontology annotation, molecular function: carbohydrate binding. Bases 41 to 862 code for a protein of 273 amino acids. Lineage: Eukaryota; Viridiplantae; Streptophyta; Magnoliopsida; Lamiales; Lamiaceae.